CGCGAGGAAGGAGAAGAAGACGGCCAUAGAAGGGAGGCGUUAAGCUAACCUUAGCACGAGCCUGCUAAAUGUUCCGUGUAAAUCUCUUAAAUUAACGUUUUAAACUGCCGAUAAGAGGGGACUGGUUUAUGUCCUAGCAACCGCACCAAGAAAGCCAACAUCUAACCCUCGCCUUUUAAUUUUAGACGUUUAAAACAAGUUGUUGUCUUUGUGUGCAAGACAAUUGCCAGUGGUUGCUGAGCGACAACAAAAGCCACACGCCGCUGGCUGUGUAGCUGAGCCCGCUGUUGCCUUUACGUGAACUAGUCGGACAAUUGUGUACCUGACAUGACGGGGGUGGCCUCUCCGGAGAAGGCAGCAAACGCCAAGAAGAAAAGUGAGAGGAAGUCUGCCUCUAAAGAAGAGUACAGGCAACUUUCCAGCAUCAUGACAGGCAUGAACGCUCUGAGGAAACAGGGUACGCUCUGUGACGUCACCCUGGUGGUUCAGGGGAAACACUUCGCUGCCCACAGAGUGGUCCUCGCUGCUGCCAGCCACUUCUUCAGCCUCAUGUUUACCACCAGAAUGAUGGAAUCCAUGUCUCAUGAGGUGGAGCUGAAGAGUGCGGAGCCUGAGAUCAUUGAGCUGCUGAUUGAAUUCAUUUACACAGCAAAAAUCUCUGUGAACAGCAGCAACGUUCAGUCGUUGCUGGAUGCAGCCAACCAGUACCAGAUUGAGCCGGUGAAGAAGAUGUGUGUGGAGUUCCUUAAAGGACAGAUCGACGCCACAAACUGCCUGGGGAUUUCAGCCUUAGCGGACUGCAUGGACUGUCCUGAGCUGAAAGCCGCAGCCGAAGACUUUUUCCAGCUCCAUUUUACAGAAGUCUACAAACUGGAUGAGUUCUUACAGCUGGAUGUUACACAGCUCGCAUAUUUGCUGCACCAAGACAAACUCACAGUUCGUGCUGAGGCUCAGAUUUAUGAUGCGGCAGUGCGUUGGCUGAAAUACGACGUGUGCAACAGGAAGCAGUACAUGGUGGAGGUGCUGGGGUGCGUCCGCUUCCCGCUGGUCUCCAAAACCUUCCUGUCGAAGACCGUGCAGGCAGAGCCGCUCAUCCAGGACAACCCACAGUGCCUCAAGAUGGUCAUCAGUGGGAUGCGUUACCAUCUGCUGUCUCUGGAGGACCGAGAGGACCUGGGAGAGAACAGUCGGCCCCGACGCAAGAAGCAUGACUAUCGCAUCGCCUUGUUUGGAGGCUCACAGCCUCAAUCCUGCCGCUACUUUAACCCCAAGGACUCCACCUGGACAGACAUCCGCUGCCCCUUCGAGAAGCGCCGCGACGCCACCGCCAUCUUCUGGGACAACGUGGUGUACAUCCUGGGGGGUUCGCAGCUCUUCCCCAUCAAGCGCAUGGAUUGCUACAAUGUUCUGAAAGACAGCUGGUAUUCCAAGCUGGGUCCACCCACGCCUCGCGACAGCCUGGCUGCUUGCGCUUCUCAGGGCAAGAUCUAUACAUCGGGGGGGUCAGAAGUGGGCAGCUCCGCAUUGGACCUUUUCGAGUGUUAUGACACAAGGACAGAGUCGUGGCAGGUGAAGACCAGCAUGCUGUUGGCCCGCUGCAGCCACGGCUCCGUCGAGGCCAACGGACUCAUUUACGUGUGCGGAGGAACGGUGGGCAAUAACGUCUCUGGGAGGAUCCUCAACAACUUCGAGGCGUACGACCCCAGCACACAACAAUGGAGAGAGCUGUGUGGGAUGAAAGAGGCCAGGAAGAACCACGGACUGGUGGUCGUCAACAACAGGAUCUACGCGGUCGGGGGCCAGGGCCCUUUAGGUGGGCUGGACUCGGUGGAAUAUUACGACAUUGCCAGCAACGAGUGGCGAUCCGCCUCCCCGAUGCCAUGGAGGGGCGUGACAGUGAAGUGCGCGGCGGUUGGCGAUGCGAUCUAUGUGCUGGCGGGCUUUCAGGGGGUGGGUCGGCUCGGCCACGUCCUGGAGUACCACACUGAAACCGACAGGUGGGUGACCUGCAGCAAAGUGCGAGCGUUCCCCGUCACCAGCUGCCUGAUCUGCGUGGUGGACACGUGCGGAGUGAAUGAGGACGAAGACAUGGACCUGAUAGACUCUCAGCCUCACGCUGCAUCCUCCGCCUCUUCAUCUGCCCCCGCCUCAUCCGCCUCGUAGGAUAAGAAGCACGUUUAGCGUAUUUUAACUUGUGUGUUUACAGCUUUGAAAGCAACCGGACUGACUCACAAGAGGCGGGAUCUCUUUUUCCUUUCUUCUUCUUCUUCACCCGCAACAAUCUAGUCAUGUGAGGAUUUGUGUUCUAUUUAUCUUCGACUUUUAUUCAUUUUAAAUCCGCAGCUUUUUAUGUUACACGGUGCGUUUUUAUUUCAAGCUAAAGCUUUAGUGCUCCCAUGAUGUAAAUAAUGCCAUGUACCAUGCCUUUGAAGAACAUGUGUAAACCUUUUAUUUUCAGUUUAAUGUUUUUACAGUUACACUAGUGGGAAUAAAAAUGAUAGGAAUGCAAUUUGUUUACUGCUCAGAUGUA
Molecule: messenger RNA, 2530 nt
Organism: Fundulus heteroclitus (mummichog)
Lineage: Eukaryota; Metazoa; Chordata; Actinopteri; Cyprinodontiformes; Fundulidae
Gene: klhl7
Product: kelch-like family member 7
Exons: 12
Coding region: 328-2163 (611 amino acids)
Biological process (GO): protein ubiquitination
Cellular component (GO): Cul3-RING ubiquitin ligase complex
Molecular function (GO): protein binding
Source: RefSeq, a predicted model, not a curated record